AUGGAGAGCUGGGUCAGGGAAUGUGGGCCAGAGACCUGUUCUCAGGCAGUGGCCCUGGCAGAAGGCUUCCUCCUGAGCCAGGCUGAGGACAAGAAUCAGGACCAGCAGGUGCAGGAGAGGAUGGCGCGUUACCACGGAGCAACCUUUCCAAGUGAGGCCAUAAAACCUAUGAUGGAGAAUCAUGAUGGAGAAAAAGCGGCUUCUGUGCAGCCAGAUCGGAGUGAGCGAGCAGCUCUGCGUCCUUUCCAGCUGUUCAUCGUGCACAAAAUAAACAAGACCAUCACCCUGAAUACGGCUACCAGGGACAGCCUUUCCUGGUGGACCAACGUGACCAACUUGACGUCCGGACAAUCUUACAUUCACGAACAGCCCAUACAGGUGUUCACCGAUGCCAGUCUCGAGGGAUGGGGAGCCACGGACUUCUGCUUCUCCAUCCUGAUUCCAUAUCCCCAGUGGAAGAAGCAGGAGAUCCACUUGUCCAAGACGCAGAAGAACCAGAGGGAUCAGCAGGUAUCUGCUGACUUGUGUGCGGCUGAUGUUCGCCAGAAAAAGCCCAAGGGUGAACCACAACACCUAUUUGCUGAAAAGCAGCAGAAAAGAAACGCUGGAACAAUACGGAAGAGGGGGAAGGAAUGCACUGCUUCUCAGGCUGCUGAAUCCCAGGUGUUUGAUACAUGGUGGACAAUCCACACAGGGGAGAAGCCUGAUAAGUGCUUGAAGGGUGGAAGCAGCUUUGCUUGGAAGGAAGACCUUUUUGGCCACCAGCGUAUCCACACUGGGGAGAAACCUUAUAAAUGCUUAGAGUGUGGAAAGGGCUUUGCUUCGAGUUCAUACCUUACUGUCCAUCAGCGUAUCCACUCUGGGGAGAAACCUUAUAAAUGCUUGCAGUGCGGAAAGAGCUUUGCUUGGAAUUCACAGCUUACUGUCCAUCAGCGUAUCCACACUGGAGAGAAACCUUAUAAAUGCUUGCAGUGUGGAAAGGGCUUUGCUUCGAGUUCAGAGCGUACUAUCCAUCAGCGUAUCCACACUGGGGAGAAACCUUAUAAAUGCUUGCAGUGUGGAAAGAGCUUUGCUUGUAAUUCAAAUUUUACUAUCCAUCAGCGUAUCCACACUGGGGAGAAACCCUAUAAAUGCUUGCAGUGUGGAAAGAGCUUUGCUUGUAAUUCAAAACUUACUGUCCAUCAGCGUAUCCACACUGGGGUGAAACCUUAUAAAUGCUUGAAGUGUGGAAAGAGCUUUGCUCGGUGUUCAAAACUUACUAUCCAUCAGCGUAUCCACACUGGGGAGAAACCUUAUAAAUGCUUGCAGUGCGGAAAGGCUUUUGCUUCAAGUUCAGAGCUUACUGUCCAUCAACGUAUCCACACUGGGGUGAAACCUUAUAAAUGCUUGCAGUGUGGAAAGAGCUUUUCUCAGUGUUCAAAUCUUACUGUCCAUCAGCGUAUCCACACUGGGGAGAAACCUUAUACAUGCUUGCAGUGUGGAAAGAGCUUUACUCAGUCAGAACUUACUGUCCAUCAACGUAUCCACAGUGGCAAGAAACCUUAUACAUGCUUGCAUUGUGGAAAGAGCUUUGCUCGGCGUUCAUGUUUUACUAUCCAUCAACGUAUCCACACUGGGGAGAAACCUUAUAAAUGCUUGCAGUGUGGAAAGAGCUUUGCUUGUAAUUCAAAUUUUACUAUCCAUCAGCGUAUCCACACUGGGGAGAAACCCUAUAAAUGCUUGCAGUGUGGAAAGAGCUUUGCUGACUCUUCAAAUCUUGCUGUCCAUCAGCGUAUUCACACUGGGGAGAAACCU
Molecule: messenger RNA, 1794 nt
Organism: Euleptes europaea (tarantolino)
Lineage: Eukaryota; Metazoa; Chordata; Lepidosauria; Squamata; Sphaerodactylidae
Product: zinc finger protein ZFP2-like
Exons: 8
Biological process (GO): central nervous system development; regulation of transcription by RNA polymerase II
Cellular component (GO): nucleus
Molecular function (GO): DNA-binding transcription factor activity, RNA polymerase II-specific; RNA polymerase II cis-regulatory region sequence-specific DNA binding
Source: RefSeq, a predicted model, not a curated record